AUGGAAAGCUUCUUAGAACACCUAGAGCAACUCAAACACGAAUUUUCACAACUACCAGACGUUCAUCUUUCAGAAGCAAUAGUACUUCCAGAACGUAUGGACGCAGCAGUUGAAGAAAUGACACAAAGUGUGAUAUUUAUUGAGGAUAACUUCCAAAAUACACAGGAAGAAUGUCUAGUGGAUAUGGGAAAACAUAUGGUGGAAGAUUUCUUGGAUCCAUCCGCCGCUGAUUUUCUCGGUCACCUGGAGCCGUCUACGUCAUCGCAGGAUUUCAUCUACUAUGAUGACGUGGCAUUAGACACUACUACGUCAUCGUCGUUCGUCACGUCACAACCUAGAGAAUUGUACUGUUUUACGUGUGGAGAUGCAUUUAACAAUCGGAAAGGGCUUUACAGACACGGAAAAACCGCCGAACACGCGACACGACCUCCUCGCCGAAAAAUUGAGCGAAAAAUUCAAAUUCCCGCCGAACCGCCAGAAAAACCACCGGAAAUUCCGAAAAAAUCGAUAAAAAUCUGCGGGGAAAAAUCGAUUUGUGCGGAAUGUUCGGGGAGUUUUCCUAAUCGAAAAGCACUUUACAGACAUGGAAAACAAACAAAUCAUCAGACACAUUUUCAACGUGGAAUGAAUAUUAAAGGAGGAUCAAUUCGAUGCGAGAAAUGCGAAUAUAGCAGUGAUAGUGAAAAGAACUUGAAACGACAUUGUCAGAGAAAUCAUUCGAAAUUUUCUGCAAUUUCUGAUGAGAUUUUAUUGUAAAAUUCUAGUUUUUCAUCACCUUUUACCUCGGGUAGCAACUUUGCAGAGUUUUAGUGCAAAAUUCCGUCAAGUCCGGUGUUUUGAGUACGGUAGUCGGUGUUUGCGUGCUUUCGGCGCUACAGUACCCAAAAUUUCUCAAAUUUAACUCUAGAAGCCUAUAAAUAGACGGAUUAGCUCAGAAUUCGAUAAAAAUUUCGAAUUUUUCAGUAAAGUAUACAAAUACCAAAUGUUAACUGCGGAAAAUACCAUAAAAUUCUAAAUGCUUGAAAUUUCAGCAUUUUUUGAGAUUUUUUCAACCUUUGCAGUGUGAAGUACCCGAAAAUGUUCAAAUUCAGCGCUAGAAUACCGGGAAAAACGAUUCUCACUCAGAAUUCGACGGGAAAUUCGAAUUUUGCACAUUAAAACAUGAGAAUUCUCAAUUUUUAGUGUCGAAAAUCAAUAUAAAUCCAAAAAUCUGAAAUUUCAGCAUUUUCCGAAGUUUUAAACAUUUUUUCAGUGUGAAAUUCGAGCUCUCCGACGAAUUUCACAUCUAUAUCAUUCUUUUCAGCGUUUUUGUGCAAAAUUCCGUAGAAUCCGGUGUUUGCGUACUUCCAAAACUACAGUAACCCAAAUUUCUAGAUUUUGGGCUAGAAGCUCCAGAAAAAAUGUAAAAGGCUCAGAAUUUAAAGGAAAAAUUGAAUUUAAUAUGAAAUUUAUGGAAUUUUCAAAAAUAAAAAAAUUUGGAAAAAAAUUAUUUAUCUUUUCUUUUUUGUAUUGUUCCAGUGUAUAUAUUGUUUUAUGAUCUCUGAUUAUUGUUCUCUUAUCUGAUAUUUUUUUGUGAUAAAGAAAAUGUCAUCAUUUUUUCCCGCGUUUCUGUGUGUACUUUGUAUGUUAUUUUCCCCGGGAAUAAACUUUUUUUCUGCAAA
Caenorhabditis elegans is the source of this 1661-nucleotide messenger RNA. RefSeq names its product C2H2-type domain-containing protein (gene ztf-20). The record is from RefSeq and is marked reviewed. The transcript is spliced from 5 exons. Bases 1 to 756 code for a protein of 251 amino acids. Lineage: Eukaryota; Metazoa; Nematoda; Chromadorea; Rhabditida; Rhabditidae.